GCGGUGCCCUUGCGGCGCAGCUGGGGUCGCGCGGCUGCUCCCCGCGCUCUCUUAAGGCCUGCGGGCGGCGCAGGAGCCGCAGUUGUGGCUGUGGCGGCCUCGAUAGCGGCUUCAGCAGAUUGGCGGCAUCAGCGGUAGCACCAACACCAGCACUAGCAGCAUGUUGAGCCGGGCAGUUUGCGGCACCGGCAGGCAGCUGGCGCCGGCUUUGGGGUAUCUGGGCUCCAGGCAGAAACACAGCCUCCCCGACCUGCCCUACGACUACGGCGCCCUGGAGCCUCACAUCAACGCGGAGAUCAUGCAGCUGCACCACUGCAAGCACCACGCGGCCUACGUGAACAACCUGAACGUCACCGAGGAGAAGUACCAGGAGGCGUUGGCCAAGGGAGAUGUUACUGCCCAGAUAGCUCUUCAGCCUGCACUGAAGUUCAAUGGUGGUGGUCAUAUCAAUCAUAGCAUUUUCUGGACAAACCUCAGCCCUAAUGGUGGUGGAGAACCCAAAGGGGAGUUGCUGGAAGCCAUCAAACGUGACUUUGGUUCCUUUGAAAAGUUUAAGGAGAAGCUGAUGGCUGCAUCUGUUGGUGUCCAAGGCUCAGGUUGGGGUUGGCUUGGUUUUAAUAAGGAACGGGGACAGUUACAAAUUGCUGCUUGUCCGAAUCAGGAUCCACUGCAAGGAACAACAGGCCUUAUUCCACUGCUGGGGAUUGAUGUGUGGGAGCACGCUUAUUACCUUCAGUAUAAAAAUGCCAGGCCUGAUUACCUAAAAGCUAUUUGGAAUAUAAUCAACUGGGAGAAUGUAACUGAAAGAUACAUGGCUUGCAAAAAGAAAAAUGGGGUAACUUAGCAGUUUCAAUAUUGAAGACUGAAGUUAAAAAAAAAUUUAAAUUCAAGGUACUUUUAAAAUUCAAUUCGAAAAAUAGGCUUUAAAAAUUAUUAGAGAUGAGAGUACCGAAACUGUGUAUGUGUGUAUGUGUGUGUACGCAUGCUUGUGGAUUGGAAAAACUUUGGAGACUGAUUGCUUUUCAUUAUAUAUGUAUCACAGUGAAACGGCUUUUAUGUGUCAUAUAAGAUUACUACUUGCCUCUCUAAACAAGAUGGUGACUCUGUAAGUAGAUGGGCAAGUGGAACCUUUUGGAAGAUGAGCUUUUGAAUAUAAGUCGUCUGCUAGAUCAUGGUUUGUAUUGAACUAACAAGGUUUGCAGAUCUGCUGACUUAUGUAAAGUUUUUUGAUUCCUACUAAGCUUUAAGAUUUAAAAAAUAAUCAAUGUUGAAAUUUCUAUGGGGCUCUAUUUUUGCUUUGGCUUUCUGGUGAGAGAGUGAGGAAGCAUUCUUUCCUUCACUAAGUUUGUCUUCUCUUCUGGAUAGAUUGAUUUUAAGAGACUGAGGGAAUUUACAAACUAAGAUUUUAAUCAUCUGGUGGAAAAGGAGACUUCAAGAUUGUAAAACAGGCUGGGUGGGGUGACUCACAUCUGUAAUCCCAGCACUUUGGGAGGCCAAGGCGGGUGGCUCACUUGAAGGAGUUCAAGACCAGCCUGGCCAACAUGGUGAAACCCUGUCUCUACUAAAAAUACAAAAAAAUUUUAAAAAGAUUGUUUAGCUCUGUUUUUCAUAAUAGAAAUAGAAAAAGUAAAGUUGCCUUUUCUUCUGAAAAGAGCGAGUAUUGUUCAUCCAAGAAGGGUUUUUGUGACUGAAUCACCAGUGCCUGUCCUAGUCAUAGCUGUGCUUCAAAAACCUUAGCAUGAUUAGUGUUGGAGCAAAACAAGGAAGCAAAGCAAAUACUGUUUUUGAAAUUCUGUUGCUUGAACUAUUUUGUAAUAAUUAAACUUUGAUGUCGAGAAAUUACAACUUUAUUGUACA
This is a messenger RNA of Piliocolobus tephrosceles (Ugandan red Colobus), 1857 nucleotides long. It is a transcript of the gene SOD2, whose product is annotated as superoxide dismutase 2. NCBI's taxonomy places the organism in Eukaryota, Metazoa, Chordata, Mammalia, Primates, Cercopithecidae. Bases 161 to 844 code for a protein of 227 amino acids. Gene Ontology annotation, biological process: superoxide metabolic process. Gene Ontology annotation, cellular component: mitochondrion. The transcript has 6 exons. Gene Ontology annotation, molecular function: manganese ion binding; superoxide dismutase activity. The record is from RefSeq and is a predicted model, not a curated record.